AUGGCUUCACAAACCCAAACAACCACUUCCACUGUGCACCUCCCUGCGAGCAAAGAAAAUGGCGCUAUUGUGUCUCCAACGGCCGAGGAUACACUCCUCGCCAAUCUAGAAUCGAACCACACCAAACCACUAUGGGCACAGAUGGCCAAACUCAACCCGCCUCUUCCAAACCCCACAGCGGUGCCACAUCUUUGGGACUACCAGAAGAUCAGACCAGAUCUACUGCGUGCUGGGGAGUUGAUCACUGAGAAGCAGGCCGAACGGAGGGUGGCCAUGUUAGUUAAUCCGGCGCGAACUGCACCAUACACAACAGACACCCUCUACGCCGGUCUCCAACUGGUUAUGCCCAAUGAAACGGCCCCUGCUCAUCGCCACACAGCUUUUGCUAUGCGCUUCAUUAUCGAAGGCCAAGGCGGCUUCACUGCCGUUCAUGGUCGACGUAUUGGCAUGACCCGUGGCGAUGUCAUUCUGACACCUACAUGGAACUGGCACGACCAUGGAAAGGACGGAUCUGGGCCGAUGAUCUGGCUCGAUGGGCUAGAUCUCCCCAACUUCGUACAUUUCCCGGUGCACUUUGUGGAGCACUACCAAGAGAGCAGGUAUCCUGCCAAGGACGUGGACACGAGUGCGAGCCCGAUUGUGUUCCCAUGGGCGAGGAUGAAGAAGUCCCUUGACGAGGAAGCAGGCGACUGGACGGUGAAGAGGUACCUGAGAGCUGAUGGGAGUGAGGUUUCGAAGACAUUGGGUGGGUGCGCCGAACGUUUAGAUCCUGGGAAACAGUCGCCUGCUGUGCAGGAGACGGCUUCGUCUGUCAACCAUGUGAUCGAGGGGUCCGGUUACACCAUCAUCAAUGGUGAGAAGUUAGUGUGGAAGAAAGGGGACACUUUCUGCAUUCCUGCGUGGUAUAAGUACCAGCACUUUGCGGAUGAGGGGGAAACGGUAUACUUGUAUCGUUUUGACGAUAAGCCCAUGUUGAACGCGCUGGGAAUGUACAGGACUGAUGAGACGGAUAUUGCAACUUUAGCGACUCCACAUUAA
Molecule: messenger RNA, 1038 nt
Organism: Venustampulla echinocandica
Lineage: Eukaryota; Fungi; Ascomycota; Leotiomycetes; Helotiales; Pleuroascaceae
Exons: 2
Coding region: 1-1038 (345 amino acids)
Molecular function (GO): dioxygenase activity
Source: RefSeq, a predicted model, not a curated record